GUGAACAUCUUCGACGACGAGACCAAGGCCACAGGGGCUGAUGCGGACGUGGUCUACUGGCACCACAAGUGCCGCGGCGCGGCCAGGUACCUGGAGAACGCCGCUCUUGCUCGCGACGCCCGGGAGCACGAUCCCGCUAAGAAGGUGCACAUGAGGAACUUGCGCGACGUGGAGAAGAACAACGUGACCCUCUGGCGGAAACAAGUGCUGGGCCUCGUCGUUGAAGACGGCCGCUAUCGGACUGCCGUGCAUAGGGACGCUGCCACCAAAAGCUUGGACACCCUGGAAACCUACAGCAGGAAGGAGCAGCUCGACGACGUGAUCAUGCUCGACUUCGAUGAGUUCUGCGCCCACCAUGCGUUCUGGAAGCGGUGGGAUGACGCUCGGUGUGAAAUCGAGUGGGACGCUGCCGUGAACGACCCGAGGAUCCUCAAGGAGGGCGAAGGGGUGAACCUCAGGGUCCCUGUUGCUCUGCCGAAGAAGUACAGGGGCAUCCAGGGCGUCGGGGAGAGUUCGGCCAUCCAGUCCGAGAAGGCACACGAAGGCAAGGAUGACAUCCAGCGGGCCAUGCAGCGGGUGAGAUCCGCCGCGAGCGGGUCGUCUGACCAGCUUGCGAACAUGGGUGGCCAGGCUCAGGCAGCUCUUCGUGUUGGCGCAGCUUUUCGCGGCGCGUCCUCGGGUCGUGGCGACGCAGCGGUGUUCCAAGACAAUCAUUUUAGCGUCUUCGGUCACGACUUCCUCUCCAACAGCUGCGGUCCAGCCCGCGGGGGCGCGCCGCUUGUGCAUGGCGUUCCAGCGCCCUGCCUGUCCCCGGCACCUCUCGUUGGCGGCGACGGGCAGCCUGCAACGUCGUCUGGGGCGGCUACGCCGCUCGUGGCCGCGGGGGCCGGUGCUGCGCCAGGAACGCCGUUCGGAAUGCCAGUGCCGCCCGCAGAGACGCUGUCGGCGGCGAAGCCCAAGAAGGUUUGGACGGGCCCAGAGAUCUCCGCUGCCAAGAAGAAGCUGGGGGUCGACAUCGCGGGCCUCCUGAAUGAGGUCUACCCGCCCAAGAGAGGAGGCUUCCUCAGGACCGCGCAGAACUUCGCCACGUCGCUCGGCGCAAAGUACCCGCAGAUGCUCAUUGAUGAGGUCGUGGCGGUAAACAUUACGGAGCUCGAGGCCGCGAUCAAGGAGAUCUCCGACAAGAAGAAUGCCGUGCCGAACUGCCCAGCGUCGAAGUUCGAGGAUAUGCAGGAGGAGGUGGCGGAUCUCGAGUCGACAGUUCAGCGCCUUGCCAGCCAGCUGAACGCAAGCAUGACUAAGAUCAAAGAUCACCAUGCCGCGACUCAGAAGAAAAUCAAGAGCGACGCCGCGAAGGAUCGGUAUCGACUCAACCAGUCAACCAAGCGAUUCACAGACAAGGGCUGCACUUUGAAGAUAGCCCAGCACCUGGACAACAUCGAGAAAGAGACGAAGAAUGGCGUGAAGGCGUCCUUGGUGAAGCCCAUGCUCGACGAUGCCGAGACGAAGGCCCUGGCGUCUAAGGGGCCCGGGCUCAUCGACCUUGCGAAGAACACGAACCUCAAUGAGCUCGUGAAGUUCUGCGACGCGGAGUUCCAGGAGAGGGCCAAGAGGCUCAUCGACCAUCUCAAAGCAGCCAACGGCAAGGGCAACCUGCAGCACGCCGUGACGAUUGAGCCUUCUACUCGCUACCUGGAGCUGUACAAUGUGCUGUUUGACAACGUCGUGGAAGGCGUCCCAGACUGCAUGCUCUUCCCCUGGAACGUCGGGAUCGCUGAGAACGCGUGCAGGUCGGGCUUCGACUGCACUGGCUUGGCGGGCCUGCCGCAGGUAGUCUACUGCGUCGCUGGGGAGGCCACGGUGCUCUUGGCUGACAUCGCGCAGCUCAUCCAGGGCGACGGCCAAGAAAUGGACGAUUUGGCCAAGCUCAUUACCCUAUUGGAAGGCUGCACGCUCGAGAUGCUUGGCGAUCGCUUGCGAUGGAUUGUGCUCGAGAAGGGCCAGCUCCUCUGGGUGCCUGCGGCAUUCGUGCCAUUCUAUAAGACCGCAACCAAGGGGGGGUGCGUCGUCUCCCAGAUCCCUGCGCUCAAUAAGCUCAACGUGGCGGCUGAUGGUCCCUUGGUCCAAACCUGGAAAAUGAUCAUCGACUCGCUGGCGAAGCACGCCUCCUUGCGGAAAGAUUGCAAUCCGUGGAAGAAGAUCUCAGACAAGCUGCCCAAACUGUGCGAUGCGAUCCAGAGGGAGGUCAAGCCCGAGCUCGACGUGAAGAAGGACGACGACGGCUCCAAGCUCGGCGUGAAGGACGACGACGGCUCCAAGCUCGACGCAGAGAAGGGCGACGGCUCCAAGCUCGACGCAGAGAAGGGCCCCGAGGACAGCUCCAAGGCGCCCGCGGGGGUCGGCGACGGCCGCGACAGCAAGGGCACCGAGGACUGA
Molecule: messenger RNA, 2436 nt
Organism: Prorocentrum cordatum
Lineage: Eukaryota; Dinophyceae; Prorocentrales; Prorocentraceae
Source: the annotation of a GenBank genome assembly